This is a messenger RNA of Volvox carteri f. nagariensis, 222 nucleotides long. RefSeq lists its product as uncharacterized. The transcript has a single exon. Lineage: Eukaryota; Viridiplantae; Chlorophyta; Chlorophyceae; Chlamydomonadales; Volvocaceae. The record is from RefSeq and is a predicted model, not a curated record. The annotation marks the transcript as partial.
GAGAGUGGGACCGGGAAGCAGGCGGCCCGGGAGCCGCUCCAACUCCUGCAGUGGUGGAUGUGUGCCCCCAGAUGGAUACGGAUAAGGACAAGGAUGGAUGGCAGGAUGGCAGGCUGUGCGAUUACGAUUGGAGUGUACGGAUGGAGAUCACCUCAUGACACGGUUUGGUGCGAAUGCUGCAGCAGCAUGAAGUCAGAUGAGGGCCGCUCGGGUGAUGACUAG